ACACUAGGAGGAGCUGGUGAGCCACAGCAGAGUACAGGAAGCGUUUCCUUCUCAUGUUGUGUAAUGAGAGCAGACGCAGUGCCAACUGCAGAUUAUAGCUAAGAAUGACCGACAAUGAUUUUAAACUCCUCUUAAAAAGGUUUUAUGAAUUACAAGCUGAACGUGUGGAGACAUACCAUCUUUUUGAUGAGGGGCAUCAGGCAUACAUGAAAUCUGGUCCACACUAUGACUUUAUGCAAUACCGGAUGCUGGUGCAUGAGAUCACACAGGCUUUCAAUGGCAUCAGCAAAGAGAUUAUCCAGAUGAAGGAUCGGUUUCGGGAAGUAUAUGAUCGGUCAGAUCUCUCAGAACACCUAGAAAAGAUUCAGGAGCUAGAGAAAGAGAAAUUAUCUUUGACAGCUAGGCUGCAGUUAGCCAAACAGAAUGCCCAAGACCACCCCAGUGAGGAGUCCUACGAAGAGGAGAUGCGGCAACUAAAACAUAAGAUAAUUAAAACCGUGGAAGCAAUCAGUGAAGUACUGCAAGAUUUCAAGUACGACUGUGAAGAAAUACAAUGACGUCUCCCUCUUUGGAAGGCACAAAGAGAAAAUGGGGCCCAGUCCGGUGCGCUUCUUUGAAUCUGCACUACAACAGAGCCAUUUCAUCUGCUGCCCUCUUGGAUGGCAUUCUGGUUGUUUAUUAAUAGGUGCUUCUGCUUUCCAGCCAUGGCAGGGAAUGCCGUUUAUUGCACAGCAUCUUCUAUCCAUUUGCUCUUGGGUCUUAAUCUGCAGUUCUUUUCAAUAAAUGUUUUUAUAGGGUAUGUGUAAAAUGCCUUAUGAUCUGUUUCCAGUAAGACAACCUUUUAUUUUUAUCUUCAUCGCUAAAAAAAUAAGGCUGCAGCCACAGUUAUAUUGUUUUUGCACAGUUUAAGUUAACUUGCAGUAAGAGACUUGUAGAGACUGCCAUUACUGACCAUCUUCUGCUUCUACUACUCAAUCUCUGACAUGUAGCACAACAUGCCUUCAGUAAAAUCAGAAUGUUGACAGAACUCCUGAGUUGCAUACUUGAUCUAGGUCAGUGAGUCAAAAAUCUAGUGCCACUGGAUCAGCUUGACAGCCAUCAACUGAAACUAGUUUGCAGAAGAAAAAGUGACCAAUGGCAGCUUUUAUGAUUCUCCUUCAUAUUUUUAGCUUUCUUAGAUUAGUCUUAGAUUUUCUAUUUGUAUGUAUUGAUUUAUUGAUCUGCAGUGGUAGGAGUUAUAUGUUUUUUUAUGGGUCAAAUCUGCAAAUUAAUACCGAUAUUGUGGUCUUCAACACCUCUGUUUUAAUAUACUAUAAUAAAUAAAAAACUACCACAAAUAUA
Rana temporaria (common frog) is the source of this 1341-nucleotide messenger RNA. RefSeq names its product required for excision 1-B domain containing (gene REX1BD). The transcript is spliced from 5 exons. NCBI's taxonomy places the organism in Eukaryota, Metazoa, Chordata, Amphibia, Anura, Ranidae. The record is from RefSeq and is a predicted model, not a curated record. Bases 105 to 557 code for a protein of 150 amino acids.